This is a messenger RNA of Coregonus clupeaformis (lake whitefish), 1258 nucleotides long. RefSeq names its product sodium/potassium-transporting ATPase subunit beta-2. Gene Ontology annotation, molecular function: ATPase activator activity. The coding region runs from base 286 to 1182 and encodes 298 amino acids. Gene Ontology annotation, cellular component: sodium:potassium-exchanging ATPase complex. The record is from RefSeq and is a predicted model, not a curated record. Gene Ontology annotation, biological process: sodium ion export across plasma membrane; potassium ion import across plasma membrane; intracellular potassium ion homeostasis. Lineage: Eukaryota; Metazoa; Chordata; Actinopteri; Salmoniformes; Salmonidae. The transcript has 9 exons.
UUACCGCAGUAUCCUCGCGCCGCAGUAAUACAGAACAGUCAGUCGCGCGUCGCCGUCGUCUGUGUCUGUAGAUUAGUCUUCUAUCGCUAGACUAUAGAACCUGUCGUCAUCACCGGUGGAUUGAAAAGCCUAUAAUUUAUAUUGAAACACCUUGCGCCUUUUACCGGACUAGACAGACGGAUACCGGUUAUUAUCGGGACAUCUCAUUUUACAGCGCCAGACAGCCGAAUCCUCAUCUUUAGUUGACACAGAGGACAAACAGCCGAACGAAACGCACCGUGCACCAUGAACAACAAGGAAGAUGAGCGCGUGGACACCGGAGCCAAGGAGCCCUACUUCUGGAACCCCCGGACGCACGAGUUCCUGGGCCGGACCGCGAGCAGCUGGGGUCUUAUCCUGCUGUUCUACCUGGUGUUCUAUAUAUUCCUGGGUGGAAUGUUUGUCCUGACCAUGUACGUGAUGCUGCUAACACUGGACGACUAUAAACCUACCUACCAGGACCGCCUCGUUACCCCAGGUAUGAUGAUUCGUCCACGGGGCGAGGCCAUGGAGAUUCUCUACAACACCAAGGACACAGAGAGCUGGGACAUCUACGCCCAGACACUGGACAACUUCCUCGGAUCCUACAACAACUCCCUGCAGGUCCAGAACAACGAUGAGUGUCCCCCUGAUAAUUACUUCAUCCAGGAGGACAGUGGAGAGGUGAGGAACAAUCCUAAGCGUUCGUGUCAGUUUAACCGUACCACUCUCGAGGAGUGUUCUGGGAUCACGGACCGGACUUACGGUUACCAGAAGGGACAACCCUGUGUUCUCAUCAAACUGAACAGGGUGAUCGGGAUGCUUCCAGGGAAGGACGGCCAGUCUCCUUAUGUCACCUGUGGAGCCAAGAGAUAUAAAGUGGGGCAAGAUGAAUGGAAAGAAGACAGUGAUGCGAUUGGAGAGCUAGCCUACUACCCUCCCAACGGAACCUUUAACCUCAUGUACUUCCCCUACUACGGCAAGAAGGCCCAGCUGAACUACUCCCAGCCCCUGGUAGCAGUGAAGUUCCUCAACAUCUCUCUGAAUACAGAUGUGAAUGUUGAGUGUAAGAUCAACUCCAACACACUGAAGACUGGUGGAGAGAGAGACAAGUUUGCUGGACGUGUCUCUUUCAAACUCCGAAUCACCUCACCUAAAAACUAGAGCACUAAGCACUAAACACUAUACACACACACACACACACACACACACACACACACACACACACACACACACACAC